ACAAAAAAAAAAAAGAAAUCACAUACAUACAGACACGGACAUAGAUACGUGACGUUACAUAUUAAACAUUUUUCCUUCCUAUUUCAUUCAAAUAUUUCAUUCCUUCGUUUAAAUCGGUACGUUCCGUGUGUUUGAUCAUUAUCGAGGUAAAUUCGCGAGGAACGAUGUUACGUCGUUGUUAACUUUCGAUUAUUUUCGUUAAGGAAACAGAAGUGAUUCGAUGAUCAGUCAAAUGCGUGGGAGUUGACGGUGAACGUGCCAAUUUUCGGAGGGACAAUCCUCGUCGACACAACCAAUCCCACGUAUCUACUGUUCCAAUCGAUAUCGGCUCUCGGUAGAUGAGCUCUCGAAAGAGAAGUUUCGACGAACAAGAAGUGGAAACGAACACCUCAAAAACUCGUCGUGUGACGUGCGAACGCGUGAAAACCGCGCGACAGGAUGAUAUCCAUCUAGUACUUUGAUUUGCAUCGAAUCGUUUCUACGGUGUCAUCGGUGUUAUUGCGGCUCCGAUGCAACAGGUUACUUCUUCGGAAUACUUCUCGGUGAUUUCAGUCGAGUGCCACCUGAUCGAUGGGAUCUUUACGGAACCGACCUUAGAGCCAGGUUAUAAUCUUGUUGCUACCGUUCCACGGGGUGCAGUGGCAUUGAACGUGACCGAGUUACGCCAUACGCAAAAUUAUUUGGCGAUCAGAUUGCAAAAUGGCAGUUAUUUGCUCAACGGGAACUACAGCAUCAAUUGGUCCGGCGAAUACAACGCAGCUGGCACAACAUUCUCAUACAUCCGGCAGAGCUCACAAAAUUUGGAAAGUUUCUCGGCUGCAGGACCAUUGCACGAGCCCAUCGAUGUUAUGGUGCUAUAUCAAGAGCCCAAUCCUGGUAUAGUGUACCGUUAUAUCAUUCCUGGAAGUAGUGCCAGUGCACCGAGCAACUCUCAUCUCACUCGCAAUACAGUUUUAAAUAGACCGAUCGAAGCAGCGCCAGCAAGUACCUCGCUCAGAAAAGCGGACAGCACGAGCACGACAGCAACUAUAGACGACGUCGCAACGAACGCCUCGUAUGUUCCGAGGCGAUACAAGAAACGAAAAUUUGCAUGGAAACCGGCCGGUUACACGGAAUGCAAUAAAUCCUGUGGCGGAGGUAUCCAAACGUUGAAAUAUGCGUGUGUACGAGAACACACGCAGACUCAGGUCUUCGAUAAGAGAUGUCACACGUUGGAGAAACCACGAGAGAUUCGAUUAAGGUGCAACACCAAUCCCUGUCCUCCAACAUGGAGACCAACCGCAUGGAGCCCAUGUUCAGUCAGCUGCGGUACCGGCUUACGUACACGAGAUCUGGAAUGCGUUCAAGAGAUCAGAUCGACCUUAACGGUAAUCGUAUCCGAGGGUGCUUGCAUGGAGCCAAGAAAUUUACCUAUCAGCGAGAUGUGCAAUGAGGCACCUUGCGAGGAAGCUACAAGAAUACCGGAAGCACAGUCUUUCAACUGGAACGUUGGAUCUUGGUCGGAGUGUUCGACGACGUGUGGGGUAGGUAAAAGAACGAGGCUCGUAACGUGCGAACCACAGGAAUACCUUUGUAACGUAGCGGAGAAACCGAUUUCUCAAGAGGUUUGCGACUCGGGUCCUUGUACCGUGAAAUUUUCUUCUACCAAUGCAAUUUCGUCGACCGAACCACGGGUAACCUCUCAAUGGCUUUAUACCGAAUGGCCUGAACAGUGUUCCGUUGAAUGUGGUCUCGGCAUGCAAAGCAGAAGAGUCUUUUGUGAAAAAAAUUCCGAGGAGGAGUGCGAUCCAACGACUCGUCCGGAAACAUCGAGAUCUUGUUCGAGUAAUAGAACUUGUAGCGGACAAUGGUUUGUCGGUCCUUGGUCUGAAUGCUCCUCACAUUGUGAUUUUGGCGAACAAAUCAGAGAAGCCGUUUGCGUGACUAUACUCCGUGGUGCUCUUCGUGUCGUCCUCGAUAUGAAUUGUCCUGCGAAUAAACCGGAAACGAGGAAAUCUUGCAGAGGUCCUCCUUGCACGUUUGCUUGGUUUACGUCCGAUUGGAGCGAGUGUUCUCGAUCUUGUGGCAAGGGUUUGCAAAAAAGAGAAGUCAAGUGUUUGUCACCGGAAAAUCAAUCAAACGAGUAUCAUCAAGUAGUUCAUUGCGACGAGGACGAACGACCAGUUUCCCGACGAAUUUGCAAUGAUUAUCCUUGUAAAAACGAUACUCAUGGUACUGAGAAUGUACCAAGAGUGUCGCAGGUUCAGGACGAUCCAGAGAUAUAUAAUGGUCUCGAAGAGAAUCCAUUCUGCAAGGACAACAUACCAAAUUGUGCUUUGGUGAUUCAAGCUCGUCUUUGCACUUAUCAAUUUUAUCAACGAUCUUGCUGUCUUUCUUGCUCUAGAGCUAAACACGAACCGGAAUGAACGGAUAAUUGCAAUUGAAAGAUAUUGAAUUUAUAAAUAAUUCGGCGAUAAAUAAGCGCGAACGAAAUUGUUUAGAAAAAUUUGGUUGAUCCGUUAACGGAUUUUAACAAUUUCACGAUCGUUGAAGUAUGAUAAUAAUUGGUAAAUCGGCGAAACACGAUGGCUAUCAAUAUUCCGUCUUCCAAAUACGAAAACUUGGUAGUUUUUAGUAAAAAAAACUAUGCUUUGUACGUUUGCUUAGUGGCUUAGUCAUAAUCCAUUGUGUCUUUGUCAAAAUAUGCGAUCUCACGCUAAGAACGAAACGUUAAAUGACGCAUUUCAACUAUCAAUUGACGAUCCUUAUGACUUUGCAAAUUCUUCAUACAUUCGAGGAAUCGUUCACUGUCAAAUAUUUUUCGUACGACGCGAGUAAGACUCGUAUAAGUAAUGUUAUGUUCAAACACGUUUGAGACGUUUAAUUAAACACGUGGAAAAAUAUUUCAAGAUUCGAGACUGAUCGCGCGUAAUUUGAAACGAUGAUGAAAAUCAAAAUGUGACGUUGCUUUUU
This is a messenger RNA of Vespula pensylvanica (western yellowjacket), 2952 nucleotides long. Its product is annotated as thrombospondin type-1 domain-containing protein 4-like. The coding region runs from base 510 to 2405 and encodes 631 amino acids. Gene Ontology annotation, biological process: extracellular matrix organization. Gene Ontology annotation, molecular function: metalloendopeptidase activity. Gene Ontology annotation, cellular component: extracellular matrix. The record is from RefSeq and is a predicted model, not a curated record. The transcript has 13 exons. Lineage: Eukaryota; Metazoa; Arthropoda; Insecta; Hymenoptera; Vespidae.